UCUGUCAAGCAAAGAUCAGCACUUGAAUCUUCCUUUGGAAUAAGUAACCUUGAUUCCCAGUUAUUUAUGUCUGCCAAUGAAAGAAAAUUUGUUAACCAGCUUGAAGAAGAGGUGGAGAAAAUCCGGAAACUGCAUGAAGCAAAGACAAGACAUCUGGAGUCUCUUCUUUAUUCAACAAGAGAUGAACUUGAAGACUACCAGAGGCAGUUAUCAGAGCUGCAAGCAAAAUUAAGAGCUCAAAAAGUAUUAGAGGAUCAGAGAGGUCAACCAGCCUUGUGCGUCAAAUGUGGUCAUCAUUCUGCCGUUUUGUCCAAUACACACAGUGAAGCAGCCAUAGACACAAUCAAUCAACUGACAAAAGAGAGGGAUGAUUUGAUGAACAUGUUGACAGGGCAGAAAGCCGUCUUAGCUGAGGUUCGCCAGCGGGAGUUUGAAGCUUACAACCAAGUGAAAAAGAGCUGUAAUAUGGUGGAACAGGCUCAGCUAGAAAAGGCAGAGGCCAUCAUUCAUGUUCGCCAGCUCCGAGAAGAUUUGCGGAAAGAACGAGAGCGACACGAAACCAGCAUGAGAAUGUUCAGCGAAAAAAUGGACAUGGAGAGGAAAAAGGUGCAAGAAGCAUGUCGGGAGGAAGUCAGUGGUCUUGUUAAACAGAUAGAAUCUUCAAGAGAGGCUCGGUCAGCGCUGGAGAACCAACUAGAACGGCUAACACGCGAAAAGGUCGACCUGAUGGCAGAGCUGGAACAAGCAAACAGCCAAAUCCUGGCGAAUGUAUCUGAAAUUUCUAAGGCUAAUGAGACUAUGGAGAAAGAACUUGAACAAACACAAAUCAGAUUGUCAACUGCUUCACAAGAAUUGCACUCAGUCAAAGCAACUGCUCAGCAAGCGCAGAGGGAAAGAGAGCAGGAGAGAACACGGCUGACAAGUGAAAUGGAUGAACUUAGACGGCGUCUCCAAGAAGCUGAACACUCGUGGAUGGAAUGUAAAGAGGACUGCAUCAGAUUUACUGAAAGACUCAAUACUGCAGAGCGAGAAGCUAAAGGUGCCAUAGCUGCGAAAGAGAAGCUGGAGAAAACCAGGGCGGAAGAUUUCGAACAACUCCGAAAACAAAGCGGACAGAGAGAUGAGCAACUCACCACGCUCUUACAAGAGACAGAAACAAGGCACACUCAGUGUAGAACUGAAUUGCAGCAGAUGCUUGAGGCUGAGAUUCAGGUGUGCAACAAAAUGAAAGAAGAGUGCAAGAGACUCACUCAGCAGUUGGAAGAUUCCGCUGAGAAAUCAAGGUAGGUGCAAGAUGCAAACAAGGAAUGCAGUAAAUUGAAGAAGAAACUUGACGAAUCUGUGGCACAGAGGCGGACUUUAGAGGAACAAAACACGAAAAAAGACAAACGUCUACAUGAAUUGCAGUCUCGUCUCAAACAGAACGACGAGAACGCUCGCAAGCAAGUAGAUCAGACGUGUCAGUUGCUUGCCACACGAAAUAACUUGAUGAAGGAACGAAAAUUUUUAUGUCAAGAAAUCGAAUUCUUGAGAAAGCAGUUGAUCGCGAAGAUACCCUCUGAACCUGUGACACCCUUUAUGGAGACUGCCAGUAACUCAAGUGCUGAAGAUCCUGGUCGCAUGACCGAAGAAAAAUAGCGUGACACUUGAUGUGUGGCAUCCAUCGAUCUGCUAUGAACCCUGUUCACAGAUUUAUGCCCAGAGACGAAUUGA
This is a messenger RNA of Pocillopora verrucosa, 1713 nucleotides long. The record is from RefSeq and is a predicted model, not a curated record. NCBI's taxonomy places the organism in Eukaryota, Metazoa, Cnidaria, Anthozoa, Scleractinia, Pocilloporidae.